AUGGACAAAAACACUCACUCCCAACACAAUCCUGCCCAGAACAACACACCCAACCAACAUCAUGCCAUCCAAUACUCAUCCAGGUUCACAUCCGAGACCUCCAAGCCAGUCCCACUAGCUCACUUCAUGGGCGCACGUCGCGAUCUCAAAGGACCCGUACUCACCAAACAACGCGUAGAUGAGAAGGAGAUCAGGCCGGACGGAUGGGAACUGGCAGAGAAGAGGUUCCAGCAGGCUCAAGCCAGUGGUGGAGCUGGUGGUCUCAACUCACUCGCCAGCCUCUUGUCUGGUGGUAGCAGUGGAUCAAAUCUAUCGAGUCAUGCCGGGAACUUCACCAAGCGUGCCCUACCCGGGAUGGUACCACAGGAUCGAAUCAACAGUCAGGAUACUAAACAAGCGAACAAUAAUAAUAAUAAUAACCAACAGCGAGAUACUAAACCAUCCUUCUCAUCAAAGUUCGAUCACGACAAACCGAAAACAUUCUCCAAUCCUUCCUCUCAGUCUACAUCCAUCCCCACCACCACUACCUCGCAUGCUGCUUCAUUUCUCAAGCCAAAGUCGCUGGCCGAUCGAUUGGCUCAACUGGGCGUAACAAACGAAAUCAAGACCAACAUCCCACCCUCCCAUCCAGCCGCUUCCUCCCCAAGGGCAGACAAGUUUCCUUCAACCGAUCAAAUCAACAACCAACAACCUGAACCUGAGUCCAUCCAAGCCGAUCCUCCCAGAAAUUUCAAUCGGAUCACCAAAUCCAAUAGCGCCAUCUUCAACACCGCCCCACAACAAACCUUGCCGGAGGAAAAGUCAGAUCGCAAGGAGCAACGUCCACUCAGUGUUCAUAUCGCGCCUCCUCGGGACCCCAACCCUCGAACUAAAGCUUCUCCAAUCUUAUCAUCUCCUCAAACCAACACCCCCAGAGAACCCUUGAGCACCCGUCCUAAUGGUCCCUCACAACCCACCAGUGGCCCGUCUUACAAAAGAAAUAAUCGCCCCCAAUCAGCUUUCCCUCACGCCCCUCAUAUUUCCACCGAGGGCCCGACGACUCUCGGCGUCCCCAAUAAAGCUCUGACUGCCUCCUUGUCUCGUCUCGCUGGAUCUAAUAUCGUUGCUCAACGUCUCGAGUGGUCCAAACAGAAAGAGCAACUCGGUACGAUGGAUGAAUUUGGUAGCCCGCUCAUCAAGACCUCCCCCAACAGCACAUACUCAGCCCAUAAUUCACAAAUCCCCUCACCAGUUUUGCCUCCCCAGCCUAUCACUCAAAACCCCGUAUUCUCAGAGCGUUCCAAGAACGCAAUCGAGACUCCUGCUGAAGAGCCUUCUGGCGGCUUGUCACAAGCACGUCCCCAUUCCGUUCAAAGACAGAACACUGGCCCUAAGCACACCGAAUCAGCCCAGUACGACUUCCCCCUUACGCAUGUCUCACAAGAGUCGUGCUCGAGUCCCUCGGCGUCCCUCAGGCUCGUCUCCGCCAAGGCGCGUGCCGAGGCGGCCAAGGUGUGCUCUCCGCCCUUAGGAGGCACGAUUGCAAGCCGACAACUGCCCUCGAUCCCCUCCUUCUCGCCCCUGAUGAAGAAGGGCACCAGCGAGCUGGCUGCAGUCUGGGGCAGCCAGCUCUCCAACCCGACAAAGAAAGCCAUCGAUGGUGACCCUCUUCCCAAGAAGUCUCCUCACCCUCUUACAAGUCCUCUCAACGCUCACAGGCCUCUUCCCACUCCUCCAUCCGCUACCCUGCCUCCCGCUCGUCCCAGAACCGCAACUGCUCCCGAUAGUCGUCCCUUGCCCGUCCCUCCUGCGGCUGUCUCCGCUACUACCCCUCUCAGCCCCGAACCUCGGGCGAGAACCCGACCAUUGCCUACCCCUCAAUUCAAAUCCGAAUCAUCAUCUCUUUCAAAAGCUCUCAAAGAUAAGGAGGCCAAUGUCUAUCCUCAAUCCCAGAUCGAUGUAUCAAAGAUAUGGGCUUCAUACGAAGAGAAGCAAGAGAGUUUAUCGGCACUGGCACAGGCGGACAAGCUAGUGCAACUAGAGAUCUUCCAAUUGAACCGAACCCAGACGGAUGAGCUGAGUACGACGAUGCUAGACCGGGAGGAUUACGGGACGUUUUACAGCGAAGAGAGCUUGCUGAUCAUUUGCACGAUGAAAGGAUCGAAGAUGGUCUUGAUGGUAUGGCGGGGACGAGAGGUGAGGGAGGAGGAUGGGGGGACGGAGGGCCGGAUCGGCCGGUUGUUGAAGAAGUACGGCAUCGACCGUCAGGCUUCCUUGGUGAUCGUCAACCAGGGUUACGAGCCUCCCGAGCUCGUCCAAGCCUUAGGCGGUAGACUCUUACUCCGGACCGGCGACCGCUUCGACUCGGUCUACCAACGCGGCCUGUCCGCCGUCUUCACCUGCAAGAGCUUCCCACUCCCCUCCUCCUCGUUCCAUGAUCCAAACAGCCAACAAGAUGAACGCGUGGUUAUCAUCGAGGAACAUUUCCUUAACCAUCCUACCUCUGAUCCGGCCAUCACUCUCUGUACUGGCUAUCCUUCUCUCAUCAAGAUCUGUCUUCAACAACAGCCCUCUAAACUCGGCUUGUAUCUCUGGAACGGAAGGCUCUCCAAUCCACUCGAGCUCGAGGAAUGCAAACUGUUGGCCCAUCAAGUCCGUAACGAGGCCGGUGCUUAUAAGACUGAGCUGGAGGUCGUCGAGGAGGGCAAUGAGUCGGAUCGAUUUCUUUCCUUGUUAGGCGAUGUGAACUUUGCCCGCUCAUACCAUUGGCGGUACAAAGAACUGGUGCCGAUGCGGACGAUGAUUGUGGAUGCUCAUGGACAGCAAAUCGACCGGGUCUCAUUGAGCGACAUCUCGAUCCUCUGGACCGGGCUUGAGGUCUUCAUCCUUGUCCCCCCCUCGAUCACUAAUCCUAUCACAUCAUCAUCGUCGUCGUCGUCGAUGACGAUGUCGAUGUCGAUGUCGAUGGUCGAGAAGCAAGUCCGGAACGCACUCGGACUCGCUCGCUCCCUCGCUACUUCUUCUUCUUCCAUCGCUCACUCGCUCGAUCGCUUUCAUCAGCUUCCUAAACGCAUCCUCGCGACUCAUUGCUUACUCUUUCCUUCCAUCAUUCCCGUCGAUUUGCUGGCUUCGGUUAGGUUCGGAAACCAUCUCGAUCGGCUCAACGAAGGAUUCCCUAGGCCAAACUGUAUGAACUUAAUCAGUCUUGACGAAUUCUGUUCCGACCCUACUUCGUCUCUCACUUCGUCUUUAUCUGCGUUAUCUUUAUCGCAAAUAUAA
This is a messenger RNA of Puccinia graminis f. sp. tritici CRL 75-36-700-3, 3258 nucleotides long. RefSeq lists its product as uncharacterized. The coding region runs from base 1 to 3258 and encodes 1085 amino acids. The transcript has 6 exons. The record is from RefSeq and is a predicted model, not a curated record. NCBI's taxonomy places the organism in Eukaryota, Fungi, Basidiomycota, Pucciniomycetes, Pucciniales, Pucciniaceae.